CCUCCCCCUGUCAAGUCUCCACCUCGUUCUUUCGAUGCCAGUCACGCUGGGACUUUCGCUCCUCAGGCUGUCAUUCUGACUGCUUGUUUAUCGCAACAACAGCCAAAGCUGAUGUGACACAACCUCGGAUGAAUGUUCUGUGAACAGCUGCUGACCUCUCGCUCCUCUAGCUUUUCCUUGACCUUCUCUGCUGCACCUCUCAUGUCACUGGCUGCGUUGGUACAGGCGAAUCCAUCAUGGAGGAAGCGCGUCGAAUGGAUCUGACCUACAUCACAGAACGCAUCAUCACCAUUUCCUGUGGCCCUGAAUGCACAGAGCAGACAUACCUGCAGAACCUGCAGGAGCUGGUUGUCAUGCUGAGGUCCAAACACGGACACAACUACAUGCUCAUCAAUGUCUCAGAGAAGAAUGAGGCUGUCACACAAAUGAACCACAGGGUCCUGGACACAGGCUGGGUGCGUCUCUUAGCCCCGAACCUGGAUCAGAUCCUGAACGUGUGCACAGCGAUGGAGACUUGGCUGCAAACGGACCUGAAGCAUGUGCUGGUGCUACACUGCAGGGGAGCUAAAGGCAGACUGGGAGUGCUGGUGGCCUCCUACAUCCACUUCACCAACAUGUCAGCCAGUGCAGGUCUUUCUCUCGACCACUUCGCCAUGAGGAGGUUCUACAACGAUAAACUCUCUGCUGCCAUGACCCCCUCACAGAAACGGUAUGCAUGGAUGCUGGGCAGCGUGUUGAAGGGAGGACUGAGGAUGAGUUCCUCCCCAGCUUUCCUCCUCUGUGUUGUUCUUCACCGUCUCCCCAAAACGAGACCAGAAGGAGGGUGCUGUCUCUUUCUCAGAGUGUACCAGAGUCUACAAGCAGUCUGCACGUCAGCAGUCUACCACGUUACUGCAGCGCAGACGGACCGGCUCUACGUGGUGCUGCAGCCAGCUCAGCUGCUGAAGGGCGACAUCAUGAUGGUUUGUUACGAUAAGAACAGCCGCUCAUCCAGCCGUCAGGCCGUCUUCCGCCUUCAGUUUCAUACGGGCCUCGUGCACGGACACACCCUGACUUUCUCCAAGACGGACCUCGACUGUGCCAGCGACGAUCCUCGGUUCCCAGAAGAUGGAAAAGUGGAGCUGCUGCUUUCUGAGAGUCCAGAAAAGAUUAAAGGCAGAGAGCUGUGGCUCAACGGCCCCUCGGUGACGGUGGACUAUGACACACUGGAGCCUUUGGUCCGACGGGACUCCUAUCAAGGAGCGUCUGCUUGUCAAGCAGCUGAACCUCACCUCCUGGACCCCCGAACAGGGGGCCUGUAUGCCGCAGUGAGGAAGAGGAGGAAGAGGAGCAGUGAGGACGGAGCCCUUCUCCCCCUCACGAGCAGCAGCCCCAGCUUCAGUGAGCGAGCUCCGUCCGCCAGCAGCGACUCCGGCCUUUCCGUUGCCUCGCAGACGCUGACUGGAGCCAGGCAGCCGUCAGGGGCCGCGCGGGACCACGACCAGGCGGCAACGCCGCUCCCUGAGGCCGACUUUGGGAUGGCUCAGCCCCUGCUGGAGGUCAUGGCUGAGCUCGCUGCAUGCAGUGGAGGGAAGCUGGAGGCAGCUGGGGACGAGUCCGGACUGGGGCGCACUUUCAAUGGAGAGGCGUCCUCCAGUGAGAGGGAGACGGACAUACUGGACGAUGAGGAUGAAGUGGAUGACGUGGUCGCUUCAGCGCCAGUCAGGCCCAGUUCCAGCAGCAUUGGGUCCUUGUCUUCUGGGAGUCUGCCUGAAACACAGAGAUCAGUCCACGUGGAGUAUUCAACGCAGUCGUGGGUGCGGCAGCAGCAGAACUGCACCACAGUGGAUGUGGAGGAGAGGUCACAGGGGCUGGGGAAGGACAGGCCGCCCCCUGUGGUGGCUCCACACACUCCACCACGGGGCCUCAGCAGCAGGGCAGCAGUGCAGAGAGGACUGGCUGACGAGGAUGGGGCGCACUCGGCCACACGAAACCCCGCGCACGCGCCAUCGGGCCAAGAAGAUGAGCUGGCGUCAUUAACCACUGACGUUGAUGAGUCCAUAGAGCAGCUGAACCAGCUGAUUUUGGAUCUGGACCCAACCUUUGUUCCUGUUCCUACCCACUGCACGCCGCUGUCCAGGUCGGCCUCCCUCCGUGCAAACGGCCUCAGCCACAAGGGGAGCACGCACCUGUCAGGGUGGAAGCAGCAGAAACAGGUCAGUGACGUCACAAACUACGCUGGACUCCACAGGUCAGGAUGGAGAGAGGGUGAAACCCAAACCAGCUUCAGAGGGUCCCCGGUCAACACUCCUUCCUACUCGUCCUCUCAGCAUGGACAUCUGUACAAAUCCAACAUUGUGGACUAUCGGGCACAAGCGGAGAUCAUUCCACGAACCCCGGCCUUCCCAGUGUCCCCACGGACGCCCUACGUGAAACAUUUCUCAGACUUUUCCCAGCUCACGACUGGCAGUCAGUGGGACCAACACAGCUGGACUCAAGACUCCAGGACGUUCCUGGACAGUUUGAACCACGCCGGCGGCUCCACAGAGGGAGAGCUGUUCAGAUCAGAGGUGUCGGCCACGCCCACUUCCUGCCAGAGGGGCUUUGGCUCCAUGCGCUCGGUGUCGUCGGGAAGCCCCCUCCCACACGUUGACAGCUCCACUCCUCCUCCCGUGUGGCUCGACCGGACUCCGACCUCCCUGAACUCCCCGUUCCCCCCUCAGCCCUCGCCCCCCCUCUGCCUCCACAGUCCCAACGCCCACAGCUCUCCCCGUGGGGCCCUGAGAGGAGAGCUGGGCGUCCACAGGGAGGCUGACGGCACAGACUUCACCUCGUUACUGUUGGGGAACGGCGGGCUGGACCACAGCCUGCUGGAGGCCAUGGAGGGACUGGGGGGCCUGAGCUUGGGGGGCGAUGGGGGCCUCCCUCCGCUGCUGCCUGAGAAGAGAAGAGGGGGCGAUCUCCUGGAGUCCCGCUCCCCCUCUUUAAGCGGGUUCUCCAGCCCUCACAGCGGCAGCAGCCUAAGUAUCCCUUUGUCAUCCCCCAGGACCCCUGACCCCCUCAGAGGCCUCAGUGGGGCCCCGUCACCAGGAGCAGACUUUGGCACUCGGCACGACACUGUGAAGUUUGUUCAGGACACUUCCAAGUUCUGGUACAAGCCCGACAUCUCCAGAGACCAAGCCAUCGCCGUGCUGAAGGACAAAGAGCCGGGCUCCUUCAUCGUCAGGGACAGCCAUUCGUUCCGGGGGGCGUACGGUUUAGCCAUGAAGGUGGCGACGCCUCCUCCGUCCGUGAUACAGCAGAGUAAGAAAGGAGGAGACAUGUCCAACGAGCUGGUGAGACACUUCCUGAUCGAGUGCACACAGAAGGGGGUUCGUCUGAAAGGCUGUCCCAACGAGCCGUACUUUGGAAGCCUCACGGCGCUGGUGUGUCAGCACUCCAUCACUCCUCUGGCUCUGCCCUGUAAACUCAUCCUGCCUGAUCGAGACCCUGUGGAGGAGCUCAUCGACCCAUCUACACCAUCAGCCACAAAUUCAGCAGCUGAACUCCUCAAACAGGGAGCAGCCUGUAACGUGUGGUACCUGGGCUCUGUGGAGCUGGAAUCGCUGACCGGGCACCAGGCGGUCCAGAAGGCGACCACGGUCACGCUCUCCAUGGAUCCUCCGCCGCCUUCCACCGUCGUCCACUUCAAAGUGUCGGCGCAGGGAAUCACGCUCACCGACAACCAGAGGAAGUUGUUCUUCAGGAGACACUACGUCGUCAGCACCGUCAUCUUCUGCUCUCUGGACCCACAGGGCAGGAAAUGGACGAGAGGCAGUGGCUCCACUGCAAAGAUCUUCGGGUUUGUGGCCAGGAAAUCUCAGAGUGAGAUUGAAAACAUGUGCCAUCUGUUUGCUGAACACGACCCCGAGCAGCCUGCGAGCGCCAUCGUUAACUUUGUGUCGAAGGUCAUGAUUGGCUCCAACAAAAAGUGAAGAGACUGGAACGUAGAGAGCGUCUCACUCCAACACUGUGUAAAUGUGACAGUGGACCUAAAAACUUGCUAGUUGACUCCAAAAAGCUCCAAACUGGAUCCACCCAGCACCAGCGCCGGUUGGUUGGACCUACAGAGGAACCAGCACGUUUGCACUGACUGUACUGCAGAGCGCUGUCACCAGGGGGCGCCACAGCUUCACAACAACUGAUGAAUAACAAAGUUCCUUCUGAUAGAACCUGCAUCGAACCAUAUAAUCUGUACAUAAAGAAUGUGUAAUUAAUGCUAUAAACCAGUGUAUCCGUUCACGUAUGCAGCAGGUUUCAGCAUCACUGCAACAUGAGAAUAACAUAAUGACCACAAACUUAACUUGGAUGAUUUACUGUGUUUACUGUAUAUUAUUUAUCCAUUUUUGCAUUUUGUCCUCGUAUGCCUAAAUAUUUGUCAUAUAUUUUUGUAUUUUAACACAAACUGUACAUUGAAAUCAAAGUCAGCUUUCCUCAGAAUAUAUAAAGUUAAGUCGAGAAUAUUUUGUGAGAACAUGAUGUAGUAUUUUAUAUAACAGUAAAUAGGAGCAUAACCUGCCCAUGUGUUAUAUUACUAAUAGUUGUUAAUAUGUUUGUUGGCCUUUUGUUCAUGUGCUCACUCUGCAGUACAAUAAAGUCGCUUUAUUCUGUUA
This is a messenger RNA of Betta splendens (Siamese fighting fish), 4631 nucleotides long. It is a transcript of the gene tns3.2, whose product is annotated as tensin-3. The record is from RefSeq and is a predicted model, not a curated record. The coding region runs from base 237 to 3953 and encodes 1238 amino acids. Lineage: Eukaryota; Metazoa; Chordata; Actinopteri; Anabantiformes; Osphronemidae. Gene Ontology annotation, molecular function: protein binding. The transcript is spliced from 27 exons.